AAACCCCCCACCAAACAGCUCGUAUUUGACCGUCCUCGCCGUCGUCGACGAUGUCCGCAAGCCUUGUCCUUCGUUCAAACGUCUCCAGGGCCAUCGCCCGUCGCGCCGCUUUGCCCUCUGUAUCCCAGGUUCGAUAUGCGAGCCAGGAUCCCAACGCCUAUGUGCCAGGAGGACCGGUGCUCCGAGGAACGGUCAACGACGCUACCACCUUCCCUCCACCAUCAAGAGCCGCUGGAUCCUACCACUGGGCCUUUGAGAAGAUCCUCUCUGCCGCUCUCGUCCCCAUGACCGCUGCUGCAUUCGUGACAGGCGGAACCCAACACCCCGUCCUCGACGGUAUCCUCGGCCUCAGCUUGAUUGUCCACAGUCACUUCGGAUUUGACCAAAUCCUCAUCGACUACGUGCACAAGCGAAAAUACCCCACUAUCGCUCCUAUUGCUACUUGGUCGGUCCGUGCAGCAACCGUCGCAGCGGCAGUUGGUGUCUUCCAAUUCAACACCAACGAUAUCGGUCUCACCGAGUUGAUUGCCAAGGUCUGGACGGCAUAGAGGGUGACUAUACGCGGAUGGAGCAAGUGCGAGCAAUUCACAAGCGUCUCUACAAUGACAUGUCUACAUAUCUCUUAGUGUCCUUGAAAGGCUAAUUAUAAUCUUCUUAAACUCAAA
Molecule: messenger RNA, 665 nt
Organism: Coprinopsis cinerea okayama7#130
Lineage: Eukaryota; Fungi; Basidiomycota; Agaricomycetes; Agaricales; Psathyrellaceae
Product: mitochondrial inner membrane protein
Exons: 5
Coding region: 51-548 (165 amino acids)
Biological process (GO): tricarboxylic acid cycle; mitochondrial electron transport, succinate to ubiquinone
Cellular component (GO): mitochondrial envelope; membrane
Molecular function (GO): heme binding; ubiquinone binding
Source: RefSeq, a predicted model, not a curated record